This is a messenger RNA of Quercus lobata, 1401 nucleotides long. Its product is annotated as disease resistance protein RPS4-like. NCBI's taxonomy places the organism in Eukaryota, Viridiplantae, Streptophyta, Magnoliopsida, Fagales, Fagaceae. The record is from RefSeq and is a predicted model, not a curated record. Bases 1 to 1401 code for a protein of 466 amino acids. Gene Ontology annotation, molecular function: protein binding. The transcript has a single exon.
AUGCAACGUAUAUUGAAGCUUUACUUGGAUGGAACUGCUAUAAAAGAGAUUCCUUCUUCCAUUGGUCUCUUAAAAAAUCUUAAAGUGCUUUCUUUUGGUGGAUGUAAGGGGUUAUCAUCAUUUAAAUCCACAUCUUGCUAUGAUCUCCUCCAUUUUAAUUCAAUGCCAAAAAGUCCACAUCCUGUGGGAUUGUCCUCUAUUUGGGGUUUGUGUUCUUUGGCCCAAUUGAAUCUAAGAGAUUGCAAUCUCACGGAAAUUCCUGAUGAUAUUGGUUACUUAUUCUGUUUAACAGAAAUAGAUUUAAGGGAAAAUAGUUUCAUUUGUCUUCCUGACAGCAUUGGUGGUCUAUUUAAGUUGAGAACCUUGGAUUUGGAGAAUUGCAGGAGUCUUCGAUCAUUGCCAAAGCUUCCAAUAAGUAUCAUAACUAUUGUGGGAUAUGGUUGUACCUCACUAGAAACAAUACCAGAUCUACUAAAACCAAAUUCUAUAUGUGAGCCAGAGCUUUAUUUUUCAAAUUGCAGUAAACUGGCUGACAAUAAAGCUAUCAUUGACAUGUUUUUUACAGUGAUAAGAAAGCACCUUCAGGUCUCUCUCUCUCUCUCUCUCUCUGUUAUAAACAACUUGCUUUGUAUGUUUCAGGGACUCUCUCUUGAGGAUAGAUAUUACGAUGAAGAGUAUGAUAGUAGUUAUCACAUUGUUAUUCCUGGAAGUGUAAUUCCGAAGUGGUUUAGCCAUCGAAGUAUGGGGGCUGAAGUCAAUAUAAAAGUUGAAACUUCUUCUCAUUUGUGUGAUGAGUGGAUGGGCAUUGCUGGUUGCGUGGUAUUUUCUUGUCUUCCACAUCACCACUUCGGGGGUUACUGCAGCUGCAAAUUUUCCUGUCAGUUGAUAGUCAAUGGAGGUGAAAUGACUUAUGUCCCAGGCCCUAGAAGCGUGGUUGGUUUAUCAGAUCAAAUGUGGCUAUUUUAUUUGCUUCCUCAAUACUACGUGAAGGAGGACAUAAAAUUACUUCAGGAAUGUGAAGAAAAUGAAUUUAGUCAGAUUGGCAUUAAAAUUGAAGCGGAAGGUUCAGGCAUGAAGGUGAAGAAAUGCGGGUUCUGUAUGGUAUAUAAGAAAGAUGUAGAAGAUCUCAAUCAAAUUGUGGCUCAGAGUAGCAACACCAGUCAUUAUUUUGACAAUUCCACGGUGGUAGCAGAAGGUAACAAAGCAAAGCAAACCCAUGAUGAUUAUGAUGGGGCUGGACCUAGUGGAGAAGGAAGCUCUAGUGAACUCCCACACCCACAAAGGAAUGAAAGAUUCAUAGAAUUUAUGGCCAAUGGUGACUCUGAUUGUGAGGAGUACUUGGAAUGCAGUGAGGAGCUCGGUGAUUGGCAGAAAUCUAGUGAAAGUGACUUGGAAGGUUGA